GUCUUUCCCUUGUGCAGGGCCUCCAGACAGGGCUGGCAGUUCCAGUCGGCAUGGAGGGGCCCCAGAGCUCCACCCCUGUCUUCAUGCUGCUGCUUUUGGUGUUGCUACUGGGCCCAGCUUGGCACGUAGCUGCCCAGCGAUGCCCACAGACCUGUGUCUGUGACAACUCCAGGCGGCACGUGACCUGCCGCCACCAGAACCUCACCGAGGUGCCGAACACCAUCCCCGAGCUGACCCAGAGGCUGGACCUCCAGGGCAAUCUGCUGAAGGUCAUCCCUCCAGCCGCCUUCCAGGACCUGCCUUACCUCACACAUCUGGACCUGCGGCACUGCCAGGUGGAGCUGGUGGCCGAGGGUGCUUUCCGAGGCCUGGGCCGCCUGCUCCUCCUCAACCUGGCUUCCAACCGCUUGAGCAUGCUGCCCCAGGAGGCUCUGGACGGGCUAGGCUCACUGAGGCGGCUGGAGCUGGAGGAGAACAUGCUGGAGGAGCUGCGGCCGGGGACCUUCGGUGCCCUUGGCUCGCUGGUCACACUUAACUUGGCCAACAACGCCUUGGUCUACCUGCCCGCCAUGGCCUUCCAGGGGCUGCUGCGCACUCGCUGGCUGCAGCUGUCCCACAAUGCGCUCAGCGUGCUGGCCCCCGAGGCCCUGGCGGGUCUGCCCGCUCUGCGUCGCCUCAGCCUGCACCACAACGAGCUGCAGGCCCUGCCCGGGGCCGCCCUGUCCAUGGCCCGCAGCCUGGCGCGUCUGGAGCUGGGCCACAACCCGCUCACCUACACGGGUGAGGAGGACGGCCUGGCGCUGCCCGGCCUGCGCGAGCUGGCUCUGGACCACGGGGCCCUGCAGGCUCUGGGGCCCCGGGCCUUCGCCCACUGCCCGCGCCUGCACACCCUCGACCUCCGCGGGAACCAGCUGAGCAGCCUGCCCCCGCUGCAGGGCCCGGGCCAGCUACGCCGGCUGCGGCUGCACGGCAACCCGCUGUGGUGCGCCUGCCACGCGCGACCCCUGCUCGAGUGGCUGGUGCGCGCCCGCGUGCGCUCGGACGGCGCGUGCCGGGGGCCGCGGAGGUUGCGAGGCGAGGCCCUGGAUUCGUUGCGGCCUGCAGACCUGCGCUGCCCCGGGGAUGCGGCGGAGGACGAGGAUGAGGUCGAGGUCGACGCCGGUCCCCGAGCCCCUCCGCGCUCCCCGCACCAGGAGGCCGCGACGGCCACGCCCUGCCCUCCGGCCUGCGUGUGCGUCGGGGAGACGCGGCACAGCGCUUGCGACGGCCGCGGCCUGCGGGCUGUGCCCCGCGGCUUCCCCAACGACACCCAGCUCCUGGACCUUAGGCGCAACCACUUCCCCUCGGUGCCCCGCGCCGCCUUCCCGGGCCUGCGCCACCUGGUGUCGCUGCACUUGCAGCACUGCGGCAUCGCGGAGCUGGAGCCCGGCGCCUUGGCGGGCCUGGAGCGCCUGGUCUACCUCUACCUCUCAGACAACCAGCUCUCGGGCCUGAGCGCCGCAGCCCUCGAAGGGGCCCCCCACCUCGCCUACCUGUACCUGGAGCACAACCGCUUCCUGAGGGUCCCGGGGGCUGCUCUGCGCGCCCUACCCAGCCUUUUCUCGCUACACCUCCAGGACAACGCGGUGGACCGCCUGGCGCCUGGGGACCUGGCAGGAGCGCGGGCUUUGCGUUGCCUUUACCUGAGUGGAAACCACAUCACCCAGGUUUCACCUGGGGCGCUGGGGCCAGCUCGGGAGCUGGAGAAGCUGCAUCUUGACAGGAAUCAGCUGCGAGAGGUGCCCACAGGCGCCCUGGAGGGGCUGCCAGCACUCACAGAGCUGCAGCUCUCGGGGAACCCAUUCAGGGCUCUGCAAGAUGGGGCCUUUCAGCCUGUGGGGCGGUCGCUGCGGCAGCUCUUCCUGAACAGCAGUGGCCUGGAGCAGAUUUCUCCCAGGGCCUUCUCGGGCCUGGGAACAGGGCUCCGGAAUCUGUACCUGCAGAAGAACCAACUUCAGUCCUUGCCUGCGCUGCCGUGGCUCAGCGGGCUGGAGCUCAUCGACCUCAGUGGCAAUCCCUUCCACUGUGACUGCCAACUGCUCCCGCUCCACAGGUGGCUCAUUGGGCUGAACCUGCGGGUAGGGGCCACCUGUGCCACCCCUCCCAGUGUCCGUGGCCAGAAGGUGAAAGCUGCAGCUACUGUCUUUGAAGUUUGCCCAGGCUGGACUGCCAGGAAGGCCAAGAGGACGCCAACCUCCAGGUUCAGUGCCAGGAGAAGCCCUAGCAACAGAAGACAUCAAUGAACAGACAAGGUGGAAGAACAAAGAGGCCACAUCUCAGAAUGGAACAGCCUGGCCCUGCCUCAGCUCAGCCCAGCCGCUCUUACUGUCAUCAGAAACAGGCUCCGAUGAGACCCCCAAGGACUGCAGGUCAUCCUCCAGUAAGGGCUUCUUGGAGCCCUGUCUGACGGGUCGAGUCUUGGCUGAUGGGACCCUUUUCCCUGUGAAUGAAAACAAAACAAACCCAGCAUUGGUGCUAGCAGGCAGUGGGGCACAAGGUAAAUAUCCCUUUUAUUGGUCAGGUGCCUGAGGUCAAAGAUGUUGUGGCUGCUAGUUUUCUUUCUUUUUUGAGAACGGGUUUCUCUGUGUAGCCCUGACUGUCUUAAACUCACUCUGUAGACCAGGUUGGCCUUGAACUAAGGAGAUACACCUGCCUCAGCCUCUGAGUGCUGGGAAUAAAAGUGUGCACCACCACUGCCUGGCUAGGUUUCUGACGUUUGAUUUGAUUGUAACAACGGCACAAUCAGGUCCCACUUUGAACAGCACAGUCUCUAUCCAGAGGUCACUCCUGCCCAGUGACCUAGGCCCUGCUUUGGCUUUGUCUUCCUCUGCCUGGUGGCCAUGUGUGGAACCAGCUUUUACAGUCCACAGUAGAGGAUGGCUUUGUCACCUGCCCUUCUGUCCCCUCCUCUUGCAGCCCCAUGAUCUACUGAGGGUGGCUCCCUCUGGACAGCUAGAUGGAGUCUGCCCCACUUAGCUGCUCCAGGAGGGCGUGAGGGAAGAGAGCCUUGGACACAGGGCUCCUUUUUCUAGCUGUCUUUCUUCACAACCCAGUGACAGGUACUUGGGACAAGCAGCAGCAGGGAUAGGAACUGCCCCCUCCUCCCAGCUUUACCCCCUCCAAUCUCCUUUUUCCUCAGUACACACCCCAUUCCUGAAUGUGUUCUAAUCCCCUAAGGCACAAGGUACCCUGGGGCAAGUUCCAGAAAGAG
Messenger RNA from Chionomys nivalis (European snow vole), 3250 nucleotides. RefSeq names its product chondroadherin like (gene Chadl). The record is from RefSeq and is a predicted model, not a curated record. The transcript is spliced from 6 exons. Gene Ontology annotation, molecular function: protein binding. Gene Ontology annotation, cellular component: plasma membrane. Lineage: Eukaryota; Metazoa; Chordata; Mammalia; Rodentia; Cricetidae. The coding region runs from base 51 to 2282 and encodes 743 amino acids.